Talaromyces rugulosus is the source of this 321-nucleotide messenger RNA. RefSeq lists its product as uncharacterized. NCBI's taxonomy places the organism in Eukaryota, Fungi, Ascomycota, Eurotiomycetes, Eurotiales, Trichocomaceae. The record is from RefSeq and is a predicted model, not a curated record. Bases 1 to 321 code for a protein of 106 amino acids. The transcript has 2 exons.
AUGGAUGCCAGUGGUCCUUCAAUCAGUGAAACGGACCUUAACUUUGACCUGAACCAUAUCGACUGGCUCGAUCUCUUCGAUACAGGGGAUGUACCGUCUCUGGAGGACUUCGGUAUAUACCUCGAUGGGGCCGAGAAUGUUGAAAGUACACCGUCACAGCAGAUAGAAGAAUUGCGUGGGAUGGUAGGCAAUAGUGACAGUCAACUUCAAUAUCUCGCAGAUCGUGUGCGAAAACUGGAAAAGUCGCUUGUGUACCUCUUUAAAUGGGCGAAGGAUUUUAGAGACUCUAUUGACAAGGCGAUAAAAUUAAACAAGAAAUGA